AUUUGGAUAGGAAUAGUUACAUAUUUUGUUCAGAAUUUCCGUCGAUUCCUGAUUAAAAUUUUGAUUCUUGGAUUAAGCUUGCAUUGGGCUUAGGGUUUAAGAAAAGCAAGCUCUGAAUACCCGGUGUAUUAAAAAACCCUGCAAUUCUGAAAGCUUUUGUUGUCCUCUGUAAACGCAGUAUUCAGAAGGCUGAAUAUGAAUGAAUAAUUCAUUUAGUGAGCGUGGUUGGAUAACAAAAGUGGCAAGCGUACUUAAUCUGUGAGUACUCAUCUCCAAUAAUUAAGAAGAGAUUUGACUUAGGUAUAGUUUCAUGCCAAAAAUGGUUUAUAUACUCAUAUAUCGAUACAUACUUGUUUCAAAUAGUAUAGGAUCCUCUAAUAAUUUCACUAGAAUUGAACUCUAAUAGAGUUAUAGAGGUAUAUUCGAUUCUGAUUUCAGGAGAGGAGAUACAAACAGAUAAACUCUAAUAGAGUUAUAGAGGUAUAUUCGAUUCUGAUUUCAGGAGAGGAGAUACAAACAGAUAACUAAUACAGUAAGAGCAUCUCUAACGGUGCUCCUAAAUCACUCUUUAAAAUAUAAUAUAAUAUGUGACUCGUAGUGAGUUAAGACAUUGAAAAAGAUGACAACUUCAAUACUCCUCUUUCUACCUACUCUCUAUUCAUAUUUUAUUCAUAUAAAUGAGAGAGAAAAGUGAAAAGAGAGAAAGGUGGGAUGUGAAGUAGGAGAAAAGUUUAACAUAAUAUUCAUGAAUAAGAAGUUAGGAGCUACUAGAUGUUCUUUAAAAGAGAGGAGAGAUGAUAGGCUCUUAAACUUUCAAAGAGCUUCUAGGAGCCCAUUGGAGCACUAUUUUUUGAUCUGCUCUUUAAAUUUAAAGAUAAGAGCUUGUUUAAGAGCUCCAUUGGAGAUGCUCUAAUAUAAGGUUCUUAAAAGACUCAAAGUUGUAGUCCCUAUAUUUAGGCGGAGUUCAUGAGUUCGAAGUUCGAACCCUCCGAAACCAUAUAGAUUUAUGCCACAAAAUACUGUGAAUUGUCUUUUUUUGUUCAUGUCCAGGUUAUGAAUAUUGUGUUGUUGCUAUUUACAAUUUCAUUAUUGAAAUACUGAGCUAUAUGCUAUAGAAAAAUGACUUGAUCAUGUAUGUAAAUAGUUUUUGGCUUAACUUAAUCGACCAUAAAAAAUUGUCUGCUUUAAUUAUAAUAUUUUAGAUAGACUGAAAGACUUGGGAAGUAUGGAUACGACCUGCAUUCCUAUAGCUGAAGUUGUGCUAAAAUUAUCUAGCGGGAACUAAUGAAAUUUAUUAGCCGUUAGUACUGGAACCAAUAAUUCGCUGGAUUCUAAUAUGAGCAUUUUAGCUCAUGGCAUGAGUGGAUGCUUGUCAUUUGCAAUGGUAGGUUCUAGGCUUACACUGCUCAGCUCAUGACCAGAUCUGGUCAUGUUGAGUUCUAGUUGUAUGCCCAGAACAGAAAAGAAAGCAGAACUCAACUUUAAAUGCUACUAUAAUCUUAUUAACUGGUCUUGUCACUGCCUGUUGUAUGAUUUUUUUGUCCUUGGCUUUAGUCGUGAUCCUUAUUGAAGAUAUCGCUCUAUCUUUUCCCAGUUUUUUUUUUCAUUUUAAUUGAUCAAAGAGACAAUGCUAGAAUGUUCAGUGGUUGUUGUACCUUAUGAUAUCACUCACCUUUUGCAGAACAGAUAGAUCUGAUUAACAUAUGAAAAAUAUGAAAUUUUCCUUGUCCUCUGGAUGGCCAAAAGCUUUGGCAUUGAAACUUAUCAAGGGAAAGAUGAUUAAUACUGUUGUCACAGAUUCACUCUUCCCACCUGAAAUUAUCAUCGAGAUAUUGAGCAGGGUGCCAAUAGAAUUCCAUGGCAGACUUAUGCUUGUAUGCAAGCAAUGGAAUGCUUUAAUACAAGAUCGCCACUUCAUGGAAAAGCAUAUGAGCCGUGCUCACAGAAAUGAGAGAGAAUUUGUCCUCUAUUCUAAACGUCUUGUUUCAACUAACAUAGGCAAUGGAAUUGUUUUGCGUAGGAGUUAUAGACAUGUGUACAGUUGUGAUGGCCUGUAUCUUCAGAAGAAUGUCGUCACAAACAAGUAUCACAUUCGCAACCUAUUCACUAAACAAGCUCUUGAGUUACCAGAUCCACACAAGGGUAGCCGUGAUAUUGUCUUCUCUUACGUCCCUUCUACAAGCAACUAUAAAUGUGUGUCAAUAUAUGAUGAUGAAAGCAGCACUGAAUGUUGUGAGGUUCUUUCUGUUGGAAGUGAUGAGUUAUCUUCCUGGAGACUCCUCAAAAAGCCUAAUAGAGAUUAUCUUAUAAAAAAUGGAAAGAAGUUUUCUGUAGUGUCAACUGGUGAUGCUGUUCACUAUGUUCGUGUAAUUGCAAGUGGCGCUGUCAUGGUAGAAGAAGUGGUAUCGCUUGAUCUAGGAACUGAACAGUUCACCGUCACAAAUAUUCCAAGUGGUCAAUACAAAAGCUGGGAGAAGGUUUGGCCUUUAAAUUUCAUGGGUAAGCUUGUUUUGGUUGAUAGAAUGGAAGCGGAUCUUUGUGUGCUGGAGCUUGAUGAUUACAAAAAACAGAAAUGGGGGAAAAGGAAACCUUUAAUUCCAUCAGCUUCAAUGAAGGCCCUUGAAGAUAAGCACGGCACAGUUUUUCCCUAUUCUUUUGAACAAGCAGAAUUGUGGUUUUGGGUGAAAGACCGGAUGUUCAUUUCUUAUAAUGUCAGAACUGGAAACCGUUAUUUUAUGUGCCCACCAAACUCAGGUGAUAAACUUGUGGAAGCAAUGCAUCCUUCCUAUCGCAGCCUUGUACAUUUGAAAGGCAUGCAACCAGAAGAGAAGACACCCACGCAAUUGCCACCAUCAAGUGCCGGGGAAGGGCGAUGGCUUAACCUGAAGAGAAAUUGUUUAUUGUUUAUCUGUCUUUAUUUGCUCAUUUUCAUUCCAGUCUAUUCUGCAAUAUUUUUGUGAUUUCUCAGAGGAUGCCUCUGUGGUUUUGGAUACAAGUGUCUUGGUCUAGCUUUUACUAAUCAACUGUGAUUUCAAAAACAAGUGUCCUGGUUUAUUUAAAUGGAGUGUGCCUCAUGUUUUAAUCUGUAUUCUGUCGUGGGACGACUAAAUAAAUAAUAUUUGCAUCUUAACCCCAUCAUUCAACAAUGUGUGGCUUUCAUCUAUUACUCUUUUAGUCAGCUUUGCUCAACUGGUUUACCAAAAGCUUAUUAUCUGUAUUAUUACUUCGAAUAUUAUAUUAUCUUU
Daucus carota subsp. sativus is the source of this 3245-nucleotide messenger RNA. Its product is annotated as putative F-box/LRR-repeat/kelch-repeat protein At1g11620. Gene Ontology annotation, molecular function: protein binding. The transcript has 2 exons. Bases 1704 to 2960 code for a protein of 418 amino acids. NCBI's taxonomy places the organism in Eukaryota, Viridiplantae, Streptophyta, Magnoliopsida, Apiales, Apiaceae. The record is from RefSeq and is a predicted model, not a curated record.